This is a messenger RNA of Diabrotica balteata, 330 nucleotides long. NCBI's taxonomy places the organism in Eukaryota, Metazoa, Arthropoda, Insecta, Coleoptera, Chrysomelidae. The record is from the annotation of a GenBank genome assembly.
AUGAAUGGCCAAAAAUACUUGAAGGGUAGUUCAGUGAUUGUUAUGGUACGCUGCCUGCAAGAAUCUUGCAAUAAAACUUUAGCAAACGGUAACCUUGCAUCCAUAGUAUCCGACGUAGUACAAUUACUAAUAUCGGGUUUAGCAAAAAGAUUUAGAGGGAUAGAAGAGAGUGGCACAUUGUCAUUAUGUACAUUUAUUGAUUCACGAUUUAAAGUGCAGGGUUUUUCUGAUAAAAAUGAAGCUAAAAAAACAAAAGAAAAAGUUAAGACGCUGGUUACUUCUAUAAUUAACGAACAAGAAGAUUGCACUAUUGAAAAUCAACCAGUAUAA